Messenger RNA from Suillus bovinus, 868 nucleotides. RefSeq lists its product as uncharacterized. The transcript is spliced from 6 exons. Bases 245 to 868 code for a protein of 207 amino acids. NCBI's taxonomy places the organism in Eukaryota, Fungi, Basidiomycota, Agaricomycetes, Boletales, Suillaceae. The record is from RefSeq and is a predicted model, not a curated record.
AGAAUACGUGUCUCGAAAUCACUAGUAUGACUUUAUUACGUUGAUGUAGAUAAGUCCACCAUCGGCACUUAUGGUGUAGUUGACUGGUUUCACAUCCGUGGCAUUCAUCGGAAGGUAAUUGAACGCAAUAGCAGCAAAAGCACUGAGAGGUCAGGUCGAAGUUUUGUGGACAUUGAGCUGGUAUAUCUGCGGGUGUCGCCAACCUGUUUGACCGCUUGAAGUUGAUUGACGUGAAUUACUGGUGAUGCGCUCCAUGACCCUGUUCGGCAAGAGGGCGUUCCGGCACCAUUGGUUCCAUCAGCCCAGACUAAGGCUUAGAGAGCCAUCAAAACUGAUCUGCAGAUUGUACCACCGAGAUCGGAGAGGCCAAAUCCCAUACUACAAGGAAUGUCUGUGCGAUGGCAAGAAAAACUUGAUGACCGUUGAAAGGGAGCUGGGACGACCUCCGUAUCCCAUGGGCAACAACAAGCAGCGCAGGAUGUUCAAUACUUGCCAUGGUCAAACUGGUGAAAACGUUCCACAAAACGGCAUUUUACUCACGAACGGAUGUUUGGAGAGAAACGAUCCAAUUCUUCCAGCACAAAUUGCGAUUGCCGGAGGAAUAGGACUCCCCAGAGGUUAUAUACCUCGAGGACACAGGGAAUACGCAGCAGCUGGUAUGGCAAUCUUGAUUUGUCCAUUACAACACACAGGAGAUGUCGGCGCAUCGGCAUCGUGUGACACGGAAAAUUUGAAGAAUUUAGAGUUAGAAUUUUAUGAGCUUCCCCUUAAUCUCUCUCCAUUCCUUGGUGCUGUUGCUCUACUGCCAUCGUACUGGACCGUUCACCGCGGUGUUGGAGGCGGUGCGAAGCCAAUGGCGUUUUCUUAG